GUUCACAUCCUUCAAACCUUAUUUUCAAUUUGAUUUUAAGUAUAUAUAAAUCUUAGCUGAUAAAAUGUUUUGAAAAUUAAGCAUAAGAGUACGGAGGGCAUUGGAAUGUGACAGUGAAAAUGAUUUCGAAACCAACUUGACGCGCGUUAUCCUCCUCGAAGACCAUUGGAAUUGGAAUUGGAAUUUUCAUGAUGUUCAGACUUGUGAAAGACUUACUCCAACCAUAUAAAUAUUUGUGGAGGAUGCAAAUGCCUUCCAUAGUAAUAACCCAUCUUCUUCUGUGAUCAUGGAUACUUUUCUUUCCAAUGUUAAAUUCGUUUUGCUUUGCUUGCUAUGUUGUAUAUGCAUGUUCAACUUUGUUACGUGCAGUUUGAAAGUUCAGUGCAAUGAGAAGGACAUGAACACACUCCUACACUUCAAACAAGGAGUCGUUGAUCCUUCCGGUUUGCUAUCUUCAUGGUUUCCAAAACUAGAUUGUUGUGAGUGGAAAGGAGUCAAGUGUGACAACAUCACAGGCAGAGUCACAGACCUCAAUCUCCCUUGUCCUACUAAUCACCCUACAGUUGUUGUUUAUGGAGAGAUUGAUGACAAAUCACACUGCUUAACAGGUGAACUCAGCUUGUCUUUGUUGGAACUUGAAUUUUUGAGCUACUUGAAUUUGAGUAACAAUGACUUCAAGACUAUCCAAUAUAAUUCAAAGGGUAGCAAGAAAUGUGAUGAUUUGUCAAGAGGUACAUCUUCCCAUAUCUGUGGAAACUCCACCAACCUUCAUUAUCUUGACUUUUCAUAUAAUUAUGAUAUUCGUGUUGACAAUCUCCAUUGGUUUUCCCAUCUUUCCUCAUUGCAAUAUCUUAACCUUAAUGGUGUUUAUCUUCACAAGGAAAUUGAUUGGCUUCAAUCAGUGACCAUGCUCCCUUCACUUCAAAAGUUACACUUGGAGAAUUGUCAACUUGGAAACCUCUAUCCAUCUCUUCAGUACGCUAAUUUUAGUUCGCUUAAAGUUUUGAAGCUUGCUAACAAUAAUUUUAUGUCUAAUCAGUUGCCUAGGUGGUUAUUCAAUCUUAGUAGUGACAUUUCUUAUAUUGACCUUAGCCAAAACCAGAUACAUAGCCAAUUACCCAAAACAUUGCCAAAUUUUAGAAGCAUUAAAGUCUUGAUUUUGUCUGGAAAUUAUCUCAAAGGUCCCCUUCCAGAUUGGCUAGGACAACUUGAACAACUACUGGUACUUGAUCUUUCUGUAAAUUUUUUUUCUGGUCCAAUCCCGUCAAAUCUGGGAAAUAUAUCUUCCUUGCUUGCAUUGAUUCUUAAUUCAAAUAAAUUGAAUGGAAAUAUUCCAGAAAGCCUCGGGCAACUCUCCAACUUGGAGCAAAUUGAAGUCAAUGGUAAUUCCUUGACAGGGGUUGUGUCUGAAAGAAAUUUUUUCUCUCUUUCAAAUUUAAAGGUCCUUUUCGUAGGUUCACCUGCCUUGAUCUUUGAUUUUGAUCCUGAAUGGGUUCCUCCUUUUCAACUUCAACGGAUUGAAUUGUACUAUGUGAGUGGAAAACUUCCUUCAUGGCUAUUUACACAGAGCGCUCUCACAUUUCUGACCAUUAAAGACUCAAGUGCUUCAUUUGAACCUCUUGACAAGUUUUGGAACUUUUCUACUCAACUUGAAUAUUUGUUUUUGGAAAACAAUACUAUCAACGGGGACAUGUCAAACGUGUUUCUAAACUCAACAACUGUCUGGCUAGUUUCCAAUAAUUUGAGUGGUGGCUUGCCUCAAAUAUCACCAAAUGUGGUCAUUUUGUGUUUAUAUAACCAUUCUUUGUCUGGACCUAUCUCUCCUCUCCUGUGCAACAACAUGACAGAAAAAAAUAACUUAAUGUACUUGGACUUGGGUUAUAAUCAUUUAUCAGGAGAACUCACAGAUUGUUGGAAUGCUUGGAAUUUGUUGGUUCAUAUUGAUGUGAGUUACAACAACCUGACAGGCAAGAUUCCUCACUCAAUGGGAGCCUUGUCUGACCUUUUUGCAUUGUAUCUAGAAAGCAAUAAGUUAUUUGGAGAGGUGCCUUUGGCACUGAAAGGUUGCCAAAAACUUUCAAUCCUUGAUGUGGGUCACAACAAUCUUUCUGGAGCUAUACCAAGCUGGAUGGGUCAGAGUAUGAAAGGUCUUAAACUGAGAUCCAAUCAAUUCAGUGGCAAUAUUCCCACGCAGUUAUGUCAACUUCAUUCUCUAAUGGUGAUGGAUUUUGCAAGUAACAAUUUAUCAGGACCAAUACCCAAUUGCUUGCAUAACUUCACAGCCAUGUUUUCUGAUGAGGCUUCAAGUAAGUUUGGCAUUAUCAUUUAUAUAGCAGGUGCACCAUGGAUCUUCUUUUUUAGUAUUACAAUGCUUAUAAAAGGCAAUGAAUUAGAGUAUUUUAAUUUGAUGAAUCUCAUUGAUCUUUCAAGCAACAAUUUGUCUGGAAGUGUGCCUAUAGAGAUGUAUAUGCUCACUGGACUGCAAUCAUUGAAUUUAUCCCAUAAUCAAUUGGUGGGAACAAUACCAGAAGAGAUUGGAAACUUGAAACGGUUGGAGUCCAUUGAUCUCUCAAACAAUCAUUUCUCAGGAGAAAUUCCUCAGUCCAUGUCUAAUUUGCAUUUUGUUGGUGUCUUGAACCUCUCAUUCAACAAUUUUAUGGGCAAAAUCCCAUCAGGGACCCAACUUGGUUCUACAAACCUUAGUUACAUAGCCAAUCCUGACCUUUGUGGACCACCACUAACAAAGAUAUGCCUUCAAGAUGAAAAACCCCACAGUACGAAACCCUCGGAAGAUGAUGAUGGUGAUGACAAAUCUCAAUUACUUUCAUGCUUCUAUAUGGGCUUGGGAAUUGGAUUUGCAGCGGGAUUUUUGGGAGUUUUGGGAGCCAUUUUCUUCAGCAGAACAUGCAGGCAUGCGUAUUUCAAAUUUCUUCACCAAUUGUAUGUCAUGCUCAUCCAAAAGUAGACUCCUUCUAUUGAAAUCAAGAAUAUUGCAACUGUGAUUUCGGCAAUGCCAUUAUAUAUUACAACAUAAAGAUCCAAUAGAACCUAUUUAAGUUCUCACUUCUCGCCAAGGAGAUAAUGAAAAACUCCAAAAUAGAAUGCGGUGCUAUGAUAAAGAUGUUACGCGGACAGAGUUAUCAGCUGAUCCAGUCAAGAAAAUGGGCAAGGUUGGAUGCCAAUCCACAGUAGUAAUGUGAGCACCGUGAGGAAGGGUUCUCCAACCACUCAAAUGACCUUGAACCUGACACAAGGAAGCCAGCCAGACAUUUUCAGAAAACUAACAAGAUAACCACAAUCAAGCCAAAAUUUAAUGGCUGCCACUAGCCAAACCAAUAUACGAGUAAGUAGACUUGAAAGGGAUGGUCUGAUCACAAUUCAUGGGAGAACUAAAGAAACAUUAACCUGAUAUAUUGGUGCUCUAACCGAACUGGACGUUACCAACAGUCUCCUCCCAUUUGCAUCUAAUGCCAUCUCAUGUCUGCUACAUUUUGAACCAUUGAAGGGAUAACAGAACCUGUGAAAUGUUUAUCAUGCUGACAAUUAAUUCUUCAAACAUAUCUUAAAGCAAGGAUAGAAGAGACGGAGUAUUUGCAUCUCAGUUGUAAGUGACUAGUCCAACCCCACUAAUUUCGAAUGUGUAUAAAUAUUUUUAUAUUAUUAGUAAUACUAAAAAAUUUAAAUAAAAUAUUUACAUUUCUAUCAUUUGAAAUAUUAACUUCAUUCAGUAGUAAGGCAAAUCUAGUUUAUAAAAAGUAAUUUAAGAAACUUGUGAGUUUAAUCAUAAGGUGUCAAACUAUAAAUAUACCUACUGCAGUCUCUUGACCACAGGAUUUGACCUUGAUUCUGCAAACUCCACUCAAAAAUCUGACAAAAGAACCAAUUAGUAUGAAGUGUACAAUACAUUUCACAAGCUGGUAUAACAUUUACAUAAAUAGUCCUUGCCUUCCCAUCAGAGCCCAGGCUAAAAAUGCUAGUCUCAUCUGGCCCAAAAAGAAUAGAGCUGAUAGAUGAAUCAUGUGCAGGCCAGCCAGUGAUUUGUAAACCAGAAGACAUGUCUUUGACUUGUUAAGGAUGACAUGAUUCACUGCUAGUAUUGUAGUACAUUCACAAUAUAUUCUCUU
This is a messenger RNA of Abrus precatorius (Indian licorice), 4124 nucleotides long. Its product is annotated as receptor-like protein EIX1. Gene Ontology annotation, molecular function: protein binding. The transcript has 2 exons. The record is from RefSeq and is a predicted model, not a curated record. Bases 287 to 2965 code for a protein of 892 amino acids. NCBI's taxonomy places the organism in Eukaryota, Viridiplantae, Streptophyta, Magnoliopsida, Fabales, Fabaceae.